UUUCUUCAAGUUGCUAGAGUUAUUUCCCUUUCCUGAGAAAAGAUGAUGUUUGUUUUGGGACUUGUUUUCUAUCAACUGAUGACUAUGACAAUGGCAUACUGCAGUCCAAAACUUGAUAAUGGGCUGAUGGAAGAUCUUCUAACAAUGCUUAUAAAAUUCAAGGGAUCAAAAGAUUAUACACAUGCUCCAAGAAAACUUAGGGACAUUCCUGCCUUUACUGCAUCUAUAUCAGGUACGAAGAGUGUUGGAAAAAAUGAAAUUUUAAAGUUUGAUAAAGUUUGGACCAAUAAUGGAAAUCAUUAUAAUCCCAGCACUGGUAUAUUCCAAUCUCCCAAAGAAGGACUUUAUCAAGUGUCUGCUACAGUUAUGUCUUCAAGUGGAAAACAGCUUUUUGUUAGGAUAUGGCAGAAUGAGACAAAGAUGAUUGGAUUGUACCCUGGUACCGGUUAUAGUGAGGCUACUAUUAAUAUGGUGUUACAUCUGAAGAAAGGGGACAAGGUUACAGUCAGAGGAGAAUAUGGUAGUCUUCAUAGCAGUGAACAGUACUACAGCACAUUCUCAGCUUAUCUUGUUUCAUAA
Molecule: messenger RNA, 579 nt
Organism: Mytilus trossulus (common blue mussel)
Lineage: Eukaryota; Metazoa; Mollusca; Bivalvia; Mytilida; Mytilidae
Product: complement C1q-like protein 2
Exons: 3
Coding region: 43-579 (178 amino acids)
Molecular function (GO): protein binding
Source: RefSeq, a predicted model, not a curated record